Messenger RNA from Protopolystoma xenopodis, 870 nucleotides. The record is from the annotation of a GenBank genome assembly. NCBI's taxonomy places the organism in Eukaryota, Metazoa, Platyhelminthes, Monogenea, Polystomatidea, Polystomatidae.
AUGAAUUCCUCUUAUGGCAGGCAUUGGGCAGGCUUGCUCGGUGUUGGAAGUGGAUCCAAUUUUCCCGAUAUUAUUGGUCCUGGCAACUCAUUAUUUGGAACCGCCUGUUGUAACUCAUCCCAGCAGAGGCGAAAUGGUGAAGUAUUCAGCAGCAAUUCAUCAAGAAUCGGCUAUCCUUCGGGACGGGAUACCGGUGCCUUGGAUUCGUCAGUUUCAAUCAACGGUCCUGCUUCUCUUUUAUCAGCCGUCAGUGCGAGUUUUGGCAAUUUGACUGGAGAUCCCCACAGAGGGUUUUCCGAACCCCUCUCUAAUCUUUCUUCUGCGACCGGAAGCGGCCAAUCUAACAGAAAAUCCGAUGCGUCGAUUGAAGCCUUAGCCAGAGCCGUUGCCCUGAUUCAGAAGGCAGAAUUUGCUCAUUUGUCGAUUAGAGCCCCCUCAACUGCUAUCCCUAAUUCUGGAGGAGGUCUUAACCUCGAUCCUUUAGAAUUCCCCCCAAUUUUACCCUCAUCUGGACGUAAAGUCACGGGCCCGAAUUCUAGCGCUUCUCCUCCGGUUACGAAGACUCGUAGCUAUGUUUAUCACCUUUCGAAAGGGCUUGCCUCUGGAGGUAUGGACAAUGCCAGUUCUGGUUCCGUUCAUCCACCUCAUUUGUCCGAUUACUGUACCAACCACAGCCUCUGCUUCGAUUUCCUCAAAUAUGUUGCCUACUUCGUCUAUUUCUUCCAGUCUCUCAUCUAUCUCAACUCAGCCUCGUCACCUUCCCCAUACGAAUAUGAAUGCUACGAAUCAGCUGGCCAGGCAGCAACAACAAACCAUUUCACAGAAUACCCUCCCAAGCGUUUCGCUUACUCAAGCGGUGGGUUUUAUUAA